UCCGCAAAGUACUUGCUACAUCCGGGUUCUUUUAUAUUAUUCAAAACACUAAUGACGGAUAAGGAAAACAUUCAAAACAUUUAUCUUUUUUGGUUUUAAGGUCAUGACAAUUGGAAUAAUGUGGUAGAUCACUCAUAUUUGAUUAGAAUGUUAGCGUGAAAUCAUAACUGAGUCAACGGAUUAAGUUUUUAUUUGGUAUCUUACAAGUUUGAACAAUCUUGGUUUUGAUUGAUCAAUCACCGACAGACGCUUGGAAAAAUGGGGUGUUCUUUGAGUACGGACGACAAAGCGGCACAAGAAAGAUCAAAAGCGAUUGAUAAAAAUCUACGUGCCGAUGGAGAAAAGGCAGCGAGAGAAGUGAAAUUACUUCUACUAGGUGCUGGAGAGUCUGGCAAAAGCACCAUUGUAAAACAGAUGAAAAUCAUCCAUGAGAAGGGCUACUCCCAGGAAGAAUGCCUUCAAUACAAGCCAGUUGUCUACAGCAACACCAUACAGUCCAUGAUUGCCAUCAUCCGUGCCAUGGGGCAGCUCAAGAUAGACUUUGGACACCCAGAUAGAGCUGAUGAUGCACGACAGUAUUUUGCUUUGGCGGGAAAUGCUGAUGAAGGAGACCUAUCUGGGGAGCUGGCGGCUAUCAUGAAACGUCUUUGGAAGGACUCUGGCGUCGCACACUGUGUCAGCCGCUCCCGCGAAUACCAGCUCAACGAUUCCGCAGAAUAUUACCUGAAUGCGCUUGACCGAAUCUCCCAGCCAAAUUACAUCCCAACAGAGCAGGACGUUCUCCGUACUAGAGUUAAGACAACUGGCAUAGUUGAGACUCACUUCACCUUUAAAGACCUUCACUUUAAAAUGUUUGAUGUUGGUGGCCAGAGGUCAGAAAGAAAGAAAUGGAUCCACUGUUUCGAGGGUGUGACAGCCAUCAUCUUCAUUGUGGCCAUGAGUGAAUACGACCUCACACUUGCCGAGGACCAAGAAAUGAACCGUAUGAUGGAGAGCAUGAAGCUGUUUGACUCCAUCUGUAACAACAAGUGGUUCACGGAGACCUCAAUCAUCCUGUUCCUGAACAAGAAGGACCUGUUUGAGGAGAAGAUCAAGAAAUCCUCCCUCUCUGUUUGCUUCCCGGAGUUCACAGGAGAGAACUCGUAUGAGGAGGCAGCGGCAUACAUCCAGCUGCAGUUUGAGAAUCUGAACAAGAAGAAGGACACUAAGGAGAUCUACACCCACUUCACGUGUGCUACCGACACAAACAAUGUCCAGUUUGUAUUUGACGCAGUCACCGACGUCAUCAUCAAGAACAACUUGAAGGACUGUGGCCUCUUCUAGGAAUUCUGUAGGUUUAAUCUAGUAGAUGGGACUGUGCAUUACAUGUAUAUAGCUGUACAGUAUGUCUCCAGCCAUUGUGUAUCACAUGAUCCAGUCAUGUGACCAGCUUGCAAGUCAUGUGACAUGCUCCAUCAUCAUGUGAUCAGCUCUACAUCAUGUGAUCUGUCCAGAUAUAAUGGAAAUAUUCAGCUGUCUGUGUGCUUGUGGGGACAUUGGUGAAGGCAAGGGCAGAUCACAGGGCCAGUUAUGUCUCCGCACAAUUUUAUUGUUUUAUAAACACCUAAUAUAUCUGUAGUUUUGAAGACUGUAACAGUUGAUUUGUGUAAACUUCUUUCAUUUUAAUGCAGACAAAAUAUUCCUAUCACAGUUCACAUCACGUUACUGUAAGAAGGGUAAUUUUAUGGCUAAGAUUGUUAAUCAUCAAUUAAUAUUGAUGUUUUGGCGCUGGCUUCAGUAUAAAGCUGAUUUGUCUUUUGUAACCUGCAUUAAAAUUGAUAUUAAGUCGUUUUUUUAAUUCGUAGCUUUUUCUUCUUUAUUUAAGGAAAUUGAUACAGUCCCCAUAAAUUUACAAUGCUAAAUGUUGUUUGCUUAACUUGUGUUCAUUAUGUCAAACGAUCUUAAGCAUUGGAUUAGAUUUUGAUAAUUUAUUUUCUUGUACACAUGAACGAGUAUUUUGUAAUUGAAUGAGAACAUGUGAAACAUUUGGGAGUAUUAUAUGAACAUUAAGUUCAGAGUGUGUGCAACAAACAGGUUUUGAUAGUGUUUUAUUCUAUAGAUUUUUGAGAUUGUAAAAUUUUGUGAAUCAAAGUUUGUUUUCUCUGGUGAUGACUUUAUAUUUUUGCAAUUAUUUUGUGUAUCUGUCCAGUUUUGGGGCCAACAUUUUUCUGCUAGUUCAGAAAUCUAUACUUUAGCAUAAUUCCCCUUGCAAGCAUUUUGUAUCAUAUUUAGGCGGAUCUGUAUUUGAAUCAUGGUCUAAAACGAUAAGCAAUAUUAUAAUACAUGUUUAUUAAACUUUUUGUCACCUAGAGCUGAAAAAAAUGUACAAAAAGUUUGAUUUCUAAUUAAAUAAAAAACUUGAUUAUAAAAAUAUGUCACACUGUGGCCGUAAAGUGUAUGACUUUGUGUAGUUCCCAUGUGUACAUUCCAUGUCUGGGUUACAUUUCCAUGGAAACAAGUCUGAUAAACCUCUCAGAUGAUUUCAUGUGUAUUUUAGUAUGAUAAAAACAGGUUAAAGAGAGAUGAAAUGUUAUUUAAUGAACAGAUUUUCCUAAAUUAUCUGAGUUUACUACAGAAUGAUUUUAAUGUAUAGAUUUUCUGUGCAUUUUGAAUGUAACAGUGCAUCAUGGCUACUGUAAAAUAAUGUGAUCAAAUAUUUGAACAUUUAUCUAUUAAUCUACUUUUAUUUGUUGAAAAUCCUUGAACUUUGACCUACAAAGUGCUUUCUUUCUCCAUUAUGUAAUAUGGUUAAAGUUCUUAGUAUGGUAUGUAUUUACCAACAUAUUUGGUUUAAUGCGACAUGUGUCACGUUUGCCUUUUAUUUUUGUGAAUGCUUACUAAUAACCCUUGAACCAGUUUAGUGGUUCAGAUUAUAUUUUGUCUAUUGGGCAAGCAUAGAGGUGAAAAAUCUACAUAAACACCUGAUUAAAAUCAAUAACAGCUACCUGCUAAUUUACCACAAUGAAUGAACAGGAGAUUUGAAAAAUAACUUCCAUCGAAUUGGACAAAUUAUAAUUUAAACCAAUGCGGAUGGUUAUAUAUUUAUAUAAAAAAGUUAUAAAAAAUGAUGCGUAAGGAAACAGUUUAUAAAUUUGUUUUAAUUCACUGCGAUUGUUAAUCUGAGGUUUUUGAUGCAUUAUCAUUUUUCUUUUCCUGUAUAUGGAAAUUCAGAUGCACGUUUGAUAAUGGUAACAUUGUUCUUUUUUGUAUUGAUCAUAAUCAUGAUGUUAUCAUUUUGUGUUCAUUAUUUGUAGAAAUCUGGUUGCUAAACAAAUAUAUUGGUUUUCUCAACCUCACAGUAUGUUUGGAAAAAAUAAGCCGAAGCUUUUUCGCACCCUAAAAUCCAUUCCAUAAUAUAGGUGCUGAUUAUUACUAUACAUUAAUAAUUAAACAUUUAUUUAUAGACAACCUCGUUUAGAAAAUCACACCUUACAAGUAUUCAAUGUAUGCCAAAAUAUUUCCAUGAAAGAUAAUCACCUACAAUGUGGGGUUUUUAGCUUUAAUUUUUUGUUUUGUUCACAAGACCAGUUUCUGUGUAUGAUUAAUUUUAUAUUGUUUUAAAUCCAAAUUCGAUCAACAAUAUUGCUUGUAUUUGUUUGCCUGUACACAUUUGUGUGGACAUGGAAAACACUGUGGGCACAAGCAUGUCCGCUGAACAAAAUAACCUGUCCAUUCUAAACAUGUAUUGUCUGUUACUUUCUGUAGCCUACAGUCAGGCCUCCUCAGAUUUUAUUUACUAUUUUCCUAUCUUCUGUUUAUUUAUAUUUCCUCUUCUAUUGUAAGUCAAGUUUUAUCAAGUGUCUUGUAUCAGGCUUAUGUGAUGUAUUUUCUAGUAAAAUUGUACAAGUGUC
Mya arenaria is the source of this 3890-nucleotide messenger RNA. Its product is annotated as guanine nucleotide-binding protein G(i) subunit alpha. Gene Ontology annotation, cellular component: heterotrimeric G-protein complex. The coding region runs from base 259 to 1323 and encodes 354 amino acids. Gene Ontology annotation, molecular function: GTP binding; G protein-coupled receptor binding; GTPase activity. Gene Ontology annotation, biological process: adenylate cyclase-modulating G protein-coupled receptor signaling pathway. The record is from RefSeq and is a predicted model, not a curated record. NCBI's taxonomy places the organism in Eukaryota, Metazoa, Mollusca, Bivalvia, Myida, Myidae. The transcript has 9 exons.